UCUCCCGUGCGCGGCCUGUCGUUCCCGCUUGCGGCACGCGCCUCUCAUCCAGACGAGCAUCGCUUGUCAGAUAGCGAGAGACGCUCGGCGUAAAUAGGUCGCUGGAUGCGCGCACCAGGUGCUCGAGUAAAUAGCCGACUCGGAGCGGAGUGUUUGGCCUGUCGAGGAUGUGACAAUACCUUCGAUGGCACGAUGAUUCUGCGAGUGAUUCGUGACGCGAGGAAUUAAAUAUCACAGCAGUGUGAAUUAGCACAGAUCCGUUUGUCCAGACCGUCGAUCUCGAUCGAAAUUACGAAAUCAUGUGAAGCAAGAAAGAGAUAAUCGUGCAUGGAAGAGGCAAAAGUUUGUCGGAGGACAGAGGCAAACAGUCGGUAUCGAUUGCCGAGCGUUUUCGCGAUGCGUGGCGGCCGAACGGAUUAGAAGAGAAAAAAAACGAGAGCGGCAGGUGUUGAAAGAGGAGAAAAAGCUUCGAGCAUCGAUCUUGCGCCCGGUGCAGUUACCAUGACGCGGCGGCUCGUCCGACACGUCGAACCGUAUCCACUUGGGGAUCGUCGGCUCUCGGGAGGAGAUCGACGGGCCUACAGUUAGUAGGCUGUUCCGGGUCUCGGAUUAACGGAGCGGUUCACGAUGACGAACACGAGGACAACGUCUGCGGGGAUGACGCGGACGAUGGGUCUUCCCGACGGAAUGCAGGAGGCCGAUCGAACGCCUCCCGAUACACCCUCCUGUUACGUGGUGCUCCCGCGUAAACUUGCCUCUGUGACGUGUUCGAUACAGUAGCAACGAGGAUAACCGCGAAUCGAAGGGGCCAAUUUGAUUAAUCGGGAUAAAGACAGAAAGUUUGUAUUUGCGCGCGAACGUGACCCCGAUAAAUGCAAGAAGUCGUUACUCGCGAUAACGGAGCCAACUCUUAGCAAAGAUGGACUGCUGUAACUACGUCGAGGCUUACACGGGAGGGGGACACUUUUAUCAACAGCAACACUAUUUCUGCUACGAUAACGCGAAUACCGAGUACGCCGGAUACGAUACGCCUCCGAUUUCGAACGCGAUCGAAACUACCGCGCGGUACAACGGGACGAUACCACCUGCCUACCCCACAGAUUACGUGUACAACCCAAAAGAGGCGAGGCUGCGGAAGGCGAUGCGCGAACAGAAUCGCGAGCUGUCCCGACGAUCGAUCUUGCAGAGUGCGAUCGCCAGAGCCGGUGUAAUCUCUGGUCCAGUCACCUCUGGUUUCCUGGAUCACCAGCACCGUUUCGGAUGCGUGUCCUCUGCGGGUUUGCCGAUUAAUUCGACGGUGGAGUCUGAUCGAGUACCGGAGCCGUGGUUCCAGUCGAACUCACGACCGAAACCCAUCCACUCGCCGCGAAUGAACGACUGGUAUGGCAACGUUGGCGAUCCGAUCGAAAGACUGCAAGUUAUGGGCACCAUGCACCACCGUGGACCCGACAAAUGCAAAGACGUGAUGAGAAAUCAAGCUGUGGCUAGCGCCUCGGCCGCGGAAUGCGGUGCCGCGUUCUCCAACAACGCCUAUGCUGUUGACUUCAGCGACGUUAACAGGGAACGGGGGAUACGUCGACAGGAAAAUAUUCCGGACUAUGCUGAAUUCAGCGAUGGACAGAAAUGGCAUCCCUAUCAGAACGGCGGAGGUGGCCAUCAGCAUCACAGAGCGCCUCACCCCUCCCAAAUGGGUGGCAUCAUUCACCCAAACGUGCAGAACUUAAGUUCCCACGAACACGGACCGUGGAAUCAGUUUUGUCACGGUGUAAUACCGCAUGGCCCGCCUAUGCCUAGAAACAUUGGAGUCCGUGGACCACGGCAUACCGUGCUGCUACGAGACCGCCUACCUGCUAGACACUGCGAAUUUCCUGAGGAAACGUCACGGUUAACUUAUAAUACCAAUAAACUUAACGUAGAGAGCAUACGAGCGUCUUACUCUCCUCCUCAGCACCAGAUGCCAAGAUUGAUCGAAUCGUCGGUGGAUUCUGUUAUGGACUCCUCCACAUCGAGAAUCCGUCGCGAGGACGAAGGACCUAGGUGGGAGCAGAACCCCAUCAACAAUGGAAUGUCCAUGGACAACCUCGCACCCGCUGCGGAAUCGAGCGCACCCCGCGAAAAGGAGCGCGAGUCCCGAAGGUCCGCAGAGCGCUUCGAGCCGAAGAAGAAGACUGUAAGCAAGCAACCGUUACCCGGUUUCCAUCAGGCGUUCGGGUCGACGGAAAUCGGAAGGUUUUCCCGUUCAGAGUUCUUCGUGAACAUGGUGGGCGAGAGUGGCGGCAACGUGGAGGUAGCUGACACGGAAAACAGCAACUUACACCCGAAGACCUACCUCUCCACACCAGUUAUUUUUCCCUUCUCACCGAGAUCCUGCGGAAUCCUUGGAGCCUCGACUGCCAUUCACAGGAUCGCGGAAAACGGUGAGAUUCUUUCAAGAAUCAUCCCUGAUGAUUGCUGCUGGUUUGCUGCUAGAUCCAGGUGCGGAGUUUCUAGGAUUUCCGAUAAUGUUGUGAAUUGCACAUUUUUGGACUACUCCCGUCACUCAGGAGAGAAAGAAUGGUUCUACCAGAAGAACAUGCUGAAUCCGUCGGAGCUGCGUCGAGAUAACUACGAGUCCAACGAACAAAACGAUGGAAAGUACAUAGUGAUCGGUACAUCAAGCAAUAAUAAUCGAAACAUUCCUAGUUUGUAUAAUGAUGAAGAACCUUGUAAACCGGCUGUAAAAGUUGAACAGGAUGACUCCUCGAAAUCACCGAAGCAGGACGGAGAUAACUGAUUAAAGAAACUACGAAAAUUGCUUUAAACAUAUUCUAAACUUAUGUAG
This is a messenger RNA of Megachile rotundata (alfalfa leafcutting bee), 2821 nucleotides long. RefSeq lists its product as uncharacterized. The record is from RefSeq and is a predicted model, not a curated record. Gene Ontology annotation, molecular function: DNA-binding transcription activator activity, RNA polymerase II-specific; RNA polymerase II cis-regulatory region sequence-specific DNA binding. Gene Ontology annotation, biological process: cell differentiation; positive regulation of transcription by RNA polymerase II. Lineage: Eukaryota; Metazoa; Arthropoda; Insecta; Hymenoptera; Megachilidae. Gene Ontology annotation, cellular component: nucleus.